GCUGCUGUCAUCCUGGCAAUGUUUGUUAAGAUUUUUGCCAUUUAUUAAGUUAUCCAUAAAUCAUUACUUGCUAUAUAACUUCACGUAAAAGCAAUGGCUCACUUAUCAGCUGGUAAAGUAAACUUCAGCGCGCUUAGAGAGCUAGCCAGAAAGGAUCUUGUUAGCCUUUUGGAGAAAUUUAAUGGAACAAAGGCUAUUUUUUGGGAUGAAGAGCUGACGGGACCCAUUGGGUUGGUGGCUGAAUACAGCUUUCUAAAAGAACUCGAUGUUGUCAAAAUGUUCCAGCUAAAGCGGGGACGCAUACCUUCUGUCUCUGUUAAAAAUAUAUUGUUCAUUACAAGACCUCAAAUUGAACUUAUGGAUUGUAUUGCAGAUAAUCUGCAUUGUGAAGAAAACCAAGGUCACUCUGCCACCAAGGAAUAUCAACUGAUUUUUGUGUCCAGAAGAUGUGCAGUGUGUGAACAGAGGCUGAAGGAUAAAGGAGUUUAUGGAACACUCACUUCAGUUGAUGAAUUACCCAUUGAUUUCUAUCCACUAGACAGUGAUGUAAUUUCAAUGGAACUUGAUAGCAUUUUCAAGGAUUUGUAUGUUGAUAACGAUACCAGCUCUUUGCACCAAAUUGCUCGUGGACUGAUGACCGUUCAAAGUCUCUAUGGUAUUUUCCCUAACAUUGUCGGUAAAGGCCGCCAUGUCCGUAACAUAUUCGAAUUGAUGACGCGAAUGCGACGUGAUAUCGGAGUUGACUGCGAUCCUCCCAUGUCUCCGUUGUUUGACACCCUGAUGAUCAUUGAUCGGACAGUCGAUUUGGUCACACCUGUUGUAACGCAGCUAACAUACGAAGGUUUAAUUGAUGAAUUUUAUGGAAUAAAACAUAAUACCGUCAAACUCCCAGGUGAAAAGUUUCAAGCGGGAGCCUCUGGAGGUCAGUCACCUCGCACAGAUGACAGCACAGUUAAAUCCAUCGUUCUAAACUCAGCUGAAGAGCUUUACGCUGACCUAAGAGACAAGAACUUCUCUGCCGUGGGCACCACCCUGAGUCGCAAAGCCAAAGCCAUUUCAGCUCAGUAUGAAGAAAGGCAUGAAGCGAAAACAGUUAGCGAAUUAAAGCAGUUCGUAGCAAAGUUACCACAGAUGCAAGCUACCAAACAGUCACUUGCUUUACAUACAUCAAUCGCUGAAUUGGUUAAGGAAAUCACAAUUUCGGAAGCUUUUCAGGAAGCGCUUCAGGUCGAGCAAGACCUUCUCAAUGGAAUCGAUACUGACAAAGUAUGUCCUUACAUUGAAGAUUUUAUUUGUAAGCAAGAACCUUUGACAAAGGUUUUACGCCUAAUUUGCCUGCAAUCGGCGUCCAACAGUGGCUUGAAACCGCGUGUCCUAGAACACUAUAAAAGAGAAAUAAUCCAUGCCUACGGAUUUCAGCACAUGAUCACUCUUCAUAAUUUGGAGGCGUGUGGUCUCCUUCGGUUGCAACAAAGCAGUCGUCCUUUUACUGUAAUAAGGAGGGCGCUGAAUCUCACUGUGGACGAUGUCAAUGAAAUAACACCGACUGAUAUCUCAUACGUGCACUCCAUUUAUGCGCCGCUGAGCGUACGAUUGGUUCAAUGGGCAGCCAAGCCUGGAUGGAAACAGAUUUCCGAUGUCCUAAAUUUGAUAUCAGGACCUUUAGUUCAAGAAACUCAACCCAUUUCCAUGGAUUUAAGAAGAAAUUCGAAGAAUAGUAUUCACAGUUCGAUUGAAGAAACAAAAGUCACGCUAGUCUUCUUCCUUGGUGGAUGCACUUAUGCCGAGAUCUCUGCUCUACGUUUCUUGUCUAAAAGAGAUGAUGCUCCUACAGACUAUCUAAUUGCCACCACAAAUAUCACAAAUGGUGAGAAUUUUCUAAAUAGCUUGUCAGAAACUCUAAACAAUUCUCUAGUCUGAUACCGAUAAAGUUGCACCGUUAUUUUGUCUUUCGAUAAUCGAUAAACAUCAGGUAAAAUGCGCGUUAUAUUUUUUUUGGAGAAAUAGUGCAUUCUGCGUUUAUUCCAUAUUACUUGUUGAUGGGUGUUGAGAAAAUUUUUUUAUCUCUGGAAAUUUUCCCAUGCUCUCUUCCCAUUGUUGACCAUUAAACGUUUUAGUGAGGACUUCCGCAAUUGUGCCUUCAUCAAUACAGUGAGGCAUUAACCCUAA
Molecule: messenger RNA, 2169 nt
Organism: Daphnia carinata
Lineage: Eukaryota; Metazoa; Arthropoda; Branchiopoda; Diplostraca; Daphniidae
Gene: car
Product: vacuolar protein sorting-associated protein 33A-like
Exons: 12
Coding region: 94-1920 (608 amino acids)
Biological process (GO): vesicle-mediated transport; intracellular protein transport
Cellular component (GO): CORVET complex; lysosome
Source: RefSeq, a predicted model, not a curated record